CGCUGUAACGGCGUGCUGGAAGGCAUCAGGAUCUGCAGAAAGGGCUUCCCCAACAGGAUCCUCUACGGAGACUUCAAACAGAGAUACCGGAUCCUCAACCCUGCAGCCAUCCCAGAGGGACAGUUCAUAGACAGCAAAAAGGGGGCAGAAAAACUGUUGGGAUCCUUGGAUAUUGACCACCAGCAGUACAGAUUUGGGCACACCAAGGUUUUUUUCAAGGCUGGUUUAUUGGGUCAGCUUGAGGAGAUGAGGGAUGACCGUUUGGCACUGAUAUUGACAGGCAUCCAGGCUAGAGCACGCGGCCUUCUUGCAAGGGUUGAGUUCCAAAAAAUUGUUGAGCGAAGGGAUUCCUUGCUUGUGAUCCAGUGGAAUAUCCGGGCCUUUAUGGGUGUGAAAAACUGGCCCUGGAUGAAACUCUACUUCAAAAUCAAACCUCUGCUUAAAUCCGCUGAGACUGAAAAGGAGAUGGCCAAUAUGAAGGAGGAGUUCCUGAAACUAAAAGAGGCGUAUGCAAAGUCAGAGGCCCGCAGGAAGGAGCUGGAAGAGAAGAUGGUCUCUCUUCUCCAAGAGAAGAAUGACCUGCAGUUACAAGUCCAGACUGAGCAAGAUAACCUCUCAGAUGCUGAAGAAAGAUGUGAAGGGCUGAUCAAAAAUAAGAUUCAGCUGGAGGCCAAAGUCAAAGAGAUGACAGAGAGACUGGAGGAUGAGGAGGAAAUGAAUUCAGAGCUGACUGCUAAGAAGAGGAAGCUGGAGGAUGAGUGUUCUGAGCUGAAGAAGGACAUCGAUGAUCUGGAGCUCACUCUGGCCAAAGUGGAGAAGGAGAAGCAUGCAACUGAGAACAAG
Molecule: messenger RNA, 843 nt
Organism: Paramormyrops kingsleyae
Lineage: Eukaryota; Metazoa; Chordata; Actinopteri; Osteoglossiformes; Mormyridae
Source: RefSeq, a predicted model, not a curated record